UUAAUUUUUAUAAGAAAAAUGUCAGAUGAUGAACGUUUGUCUCUGCAUUCUUAUAAUCCAAUUUAGGAAGAUAUUAAUAAUGAUGAAAUUGAUGAAUUUUACAAGGAAUUAAGUUUGCAAUUUUAUGGAGAAGAGAAAAAAAAGAAAGUCUCAUUAUUGAUGUCUGGUUCAACUUAAGUAACAAUUAUAUUAAAUCUUAAAGGAGACUAAUAAACCUAGUAGAGAAACACUGCCAGAAUUUAAGAAAGGUUUCAUGUUUACGAAGUAAUCAUCAAGUCGACCAGGUAGUCCAAAAAGUGGACGUAAUUAGGUAUAAAGAAAAUCACCUAAUUAAAAAUAACAGAGUAGUCCUACAACUAAUAAAAUCAUUCAAACAAAGAAACUAAUUUAAUUACUCUAGUCACCUUACAAUGUUAAGAAUUAGCAAAAGCAGACUUUCUUAAACAAACAGAUAGACAUGAUUAGAAAGAUUUAGGUAUAAGAAUUAAAGGAACAUUAUUAUAAAUGA
Molecule: messenger RNA, 508 nt
Organism: Paramecium sonneborni
Lineage: Eukaryota; Ciliophora; Oligohymenophorea; Peniculida; Parameciidae
Source: the annotation of a GenBank genome assembly